UUUGGCCAAGCACAUGGAGGAACUCUGCUCUCUUGACCAUCUCAUCCAGGAGAUAGAAGAGAAGCUUCAGCAACCAGCCAGCAAACUCUUACAGGACAUUGGAAGCGUCUUGAAGAAGUACCAGGCUAAGGAAACAUAUGAGAAUCCACAGGAUUUACUUUUAGAGCCGAAGUGGACAAUAUCAGAUUAUAGUGAUAUCACUGGGCUUCUGAAAAGUGCCAUGAAAAAAUUGAGAGAUACUCUGAAAAGUGGACUUCAUCUACAGAAAGUGAAUGUAAUUCUGGAUCCAGACACAGCCCAUCCUGACCGCCUGGACAUCUCCGACUAUCAAAAACGCGUCAAAGGACGUAAACCAGCUAAAGCAAUAUAUCUUGUCCCAGACCCCAUAAGAUUUGUAUAUAAUCCUUACGUCCUGGGCUGUCAGAGGUUCUCAACAGGGAGAUAUUUCUGGGAAGUUACGGUAGGAGAUACAGCAGGAUGGGGUGUAGGGGUUGCCAAAAAGCCACCAAACGUAAUAAAUGUUGAUGGGCAGACCAGGCGCUGGCAGGUUAGGAAAUUGAGAGGGAAAUACACGAUCUCCUCUCCCUUAGCACGCUCGGAACUGGUCCUGAGUGAGGAGCCCACGAGGAUCCGCGUCUCUCUCAACUGCGAAGGGGGACAAGUGAGCUUUUUUGAUGCCAGGACUGCAGCUCUGCUCCAUACAUUCUCAGACGCUUCUUUGGUUGGAGGCACCCUUCUGCCCUGUUUCUAUUUGGAUGAUGGUGCCUGCCUGACACUCACCUAAAAGAGGGGACAUCCAUAGACAAAACUUUGGAAAAAUCCCUAUUUGACAAGCUUUAAAGCAGAGGUUCCUGAGCUUUUUGCUGCUAUACUUCAACAAUAGCCUGUAGACCAUUGGUUCCCAAACUUUUUCAGUCCACCGCCCCCUUGGUGCU
Messenger RNA from Thamnophis sirtalis, 935 nucleotides. NCBI's taxonomy places the organism in Eukaryota, Metazoa, Chordata, Lepidosauria, Squamata, Natricidae. The record is from RefSeq and is a predicted model, not a curated record.